AUGUCUCCAUAUGAUCAAACCCUCAGCGCCAUCGUCGUCGGUGCCGGGCCUGCUGGCAUUGCGAUGGCCUAUCGAUUGAAACAUGACUUGAAGUUUGAGGACUUCACCAUCUAUGAAAAACUCGACGGAGCAGGAGGUACGUGGAGGACGAAUCAAUAUCCAGGAUGUGGUUGCGACUUGCCAUCGCAUCUCUAUUCAUUCAGUUUCAAUCUGAACCCUGAUUGGUCAAAAGAGCUCUGCGAACAACCAGAAAUCUUACAGUAUAUGGAAGAUACCGUUGACAAAUUCGAUCUUCGCAAGCACAUCCACACCGAGGUCGAGUGCAUCGGGGCCACAUGGAAUUCGCAAAAGUCCAAAUGGGAUGUACAUUUGAAAGAUCUCAAGACCGGCAUUGGGUUCUCAAGGACAGCUUCGGUAUUCGUCUCAGCAGUCGGUGCCAUAUCUUAUCCGCGAGAUGUCAGAUUCCCGGGAAUGGACAGGUUCAAGGGAGCAAUGUUUCACACGGCUCGUUGGGAUCAUACUGUCGACUAUGCGAGAAAGAGAGUCGCCGUGAUUGGGAACGGCUGUAGUGCAGCACAGGUCGUUCCCACUGUAGCAAAGACAGCUGCGUUCGUCAAGCAAUAUGCUCGCAGUGGGCAGUGGUACCAUCCCCGUCCAAAUCAUCAAUUCACGUCACUGGAAAAACUCAUGUUCCGGUGGCUCCCCCUUUGGCAAAGACUGGUACGGCUGCGGAUCUUCCUGGACGCCGACGAACAGACGACAACUUAUUUCCCUACACCCAGAGGAAUCAAGGCCCGACUGGCUGCUGAAGAAGAGUCGAGAAGAUAUAUUCGCUCCCGAGCCCCUCAGAGAUACUGGGACUCGAUCGUGCCGACGUUCCCUCUUGGGUGUAAAAGACGCAUCUUUGACCCUGAUUACCUGGACUCCCUCUGCCUUCCCAACGUGGAGCUCUUAAAUCAGGGUAUCCGCGAAAUCACCGACACCGGAAUCAUCAGUUCUGGGGGGGUUGAAGAUGAUUUCGACAUUAUCGUCCUCGCUACCGGAUUCCGAGUGGCACAAUUUUUAGCCCCUAUGGAGAUUGUCGGUGCACAUGGGAUAUCUCUGGCCCAGCAGUGGAACGAAUCUCGAGGAGCACAGGCUUAUUUGGGAACAUAUGUCCACAAUUUUCCCAACCUGGCAAUCUUGUUUGGCCCAAACACCUUCCCUGCCAACAAUUCGGCUCUUUUUGCGUGCGAGACCCAGAUCAAUUAUGCAGUACGGACGCUUUUCACCCCUCUUCUAGAUGGGCGAGCCAAGAUCAUUGAAGUCAAACAAGCCGCGGAAGAUCGUGAAACUCAGGCCAUUCAUCAGGGUCUGCAAAAGACGGUCUUUGCUGGAGACUGCUCCAACUGGUACAUUGGAGCCCAUGGUAGGAAUGCUGCAUCGUGGCCUGGCAGGGCGAUCUCUUUCUGGUGGAGGACAUGUUUUCCAGAUUGGAAAGUAUUCAACUUGGUUGGUGGUGACAAAUUGUGGCGAUUGAGAGCGGUGAAGCGACAUAUAGCGGACAAUUCACGGUUGCUCGCAUUAAUGGUGUUGCUUCUAGCCGCUGGCCAGUAUCUCAAUCGGGAGUCGUUGGCUGCAGUGCACGAGUCGGCCGUGAGAGUGGCAAGAGCGUAUGUCAAGGAUGUCUGA
This is a messenger RNA of Rhinocladiella mackenziei CBS 650.93, 1671 nucleotides long. RefSeq lists its product as uncharacterized. The record is from RefSeq and is a predicted model, not a curated record. Gene Ontology annotation, molecular function: NADP binding; N,N-dimethylaniline monooxygenase activity; flavin adenine dinucleotide binding. The coding region runs from base 1 to 1671 and encodes 556 amino acids. The transcript is spliced from 3 exons. Lineage: Eukaryota; Fungi; Ascomycota; Eurotiomycetes; Chaetothyriales; Herpotrichiellaceae.